Molecule: messenger RNA, 2129 nt
Organism: Panicum virgatum (switchgrass)
Lineage: Eukaryota; Viridiplantae; Streptophyta; Magnoliopsida; Poales; Poaceae
Product: protein NRT1/ PTR FAMILY 5.8-like
Exons: 4
Coding region: 276-1877 (533 amino acids)
Biological process (GO): transmembrane transport
Cellular component (GO): membrane
Molecular function (GO): transmembrane transporter activity
Source: RefSeq, a predicted model, not a curated record
CGUAGCCCCGGAGGAGACCGUCGUCGUCCCAUUCAUAGCUUUCCGCGUUGGUUUAAUCGCUCCGACUCCGAGUAGUGCGCGAUGUGUAAUAGUGGUGGCGUGUCUGCGGCCGUCGUCGCCCCGCCCGUCGGCUUGCAUUGGCUCGCCGGAGCCGGUCGGCCGGAGCUGCUAUAAGUACGUGACCCGCAGCAGAAGGUGAGCGGGCGUCAGUGUCAGACGUGCUGUCUGUCAGCGAUUGAGCCUUGUCUCUCGCCGCGGCGGCGCGCGCGACGGCCAUGUCGGAGUCGGAGAAGGGGUCGGUGGCGGCGGCGAAGGUGGCGCUGAGCCGGCCAUGCGUCCUUGUCAUAGUGAUGGCCGGCGUGGAGAGGUUCGCGAACAAGGGGAUGGGGUCGAACCUGGUGACGUACCUCACCGGCGUGGUGGGGAUGAGCACGGCGGCGGCGGCGGCCAAGAGCGUCGUCACCUGGACCGGGGUCAGCUUCAUGCUGCCGCUCCUCAGCUCCAUCCUGACCGACUCAUACUGGGACCGCUACUCUACCCUCGCCGCCUCCUCCUUGCUCUACGUCCUGGGGAUGGUGUCCCUCACCGUAUGGGCACUGCUACGCCCACAGAUGCCGCGCCCCACGCUGUUCAUCCCGCUCUACCUGAUGGCCGUCGGGCAAGGUGGGUACCAACCCACGCUGCAAGCCUUCGGCGCCGACCAGCUCGGCAUCGGCGACGACGACGCCGAGCCGGGCCUGACGGCGGAGGAGAAGGGCAAGGUGAAGAGCAUGUUCUUCCAGUGGUGGUACUUCGGCAUCUGCAGCGGCAGCCUGCUGGGGAACUCCACCAUGUCCUACGUCCAGGACAACUUCGGCUGGGUGCUCGGCUUCGCCAUCCCCAGCGGGGUCAUGGCCCUGUCCGUCGCGGCCUUCUUCUGCUGCACACCUCUCUACAGGCAGACGCAGCCCAAGGGCGCCAGCGGCAAGCCGUCGUCUCCGAGUGGCUUCUGCAAGGUCCUCAAGUCCAUUCUCGCAGGUCGAAAGAUCAGCCUGCCGUCCAUGGACGACAAUGGCGGCACCAUGUCUGAGCUAGAGUUGCAAGAGAAGCCACUGAAAGCUGAACCGGGUGAUGCAAAUAAGGAGGGCGUGGACGAGGCCGCGCCCAGCAUGGGCAAGGUCAUCCUCGGCCUGCUGCCGAUCUGGGCCAUCCUGCUCAUCUUCGCGGUGAUCUUCCAGCAGCCGAUGACGUUCUUCACGAAGCAGGGCAUGCUGAUGGACCACACGGUCGGGCGCGGCGCCUUCGUGAUCCCGCCGGCGAUGCUCCAGAGCUCGAUCACCGUCUCCAUCAUCCUGCUCGUGCCCAUGUACGACCGGGUGAUCAUCCCGCUGAUCAACGCCGUCACCCGGGGCAGCGACGGCAUCACCGUGCUCCAGCGGAUCGGCGUCGGCAUGGUCCUCUCCGUCGUCGCCAUGGCCAUCGCCGCGCUCGUCGAGUCGUGGCGGCUCCGCGUGUCCGCGGCGUCCGGGGGAGCCUACCGGCUCAAGAUCUUCUGGCUGCUGCCGCAGUACGUCCUGCUGGGCGUCUCGGACGUGUUCACGGUGGUGGGGAUGCAGGAGUUCUUCUACACGCAGGUGCCGUCGUCCAUGAAGACGAUCAGCAUCGGGCUCUACCUCAGCGUCUUCGGCGUCGGGGGAUUCCUCGGCGCCUUCCUGAUCACCGUGCUCGAGAUGGCCACGGCGAGGCCCGGCAACUCCAAGGGGUGGUUCUCCGACGACCCCCGGGAGGCGCACCUCGACAACUACUACUGGUUCCUGGCUCUGCUGUGCUUCAUCAGCUUUGUGAUCUUCACGCACUUGUGCAAGUUCUACAGCAGCAAAAAUGCAUCAGGGAAGUAGGAUCUGGUGGAGUGGGUACUAGAGCGAUUUGCUGUUCGAUCUUGAUGUUUCUUUCGCGGUGGUUUCAGGGAUAGUUCAGGUAAUCAGGUGUGCUCUGUUUUCAGACUUGAGAGUGAGCUGUGUAGUUCGGAACUUCAGGUGUGUUCUGUUGUGUGAAAGGUGAAACACCUGUACAUAGGCAGAGUCUACUUAUAAUCUGUCAGAGAGAAAAUAUGCUGAAUACAUACUCUUUUUUCUCAUUUUAAAGAAGUA